This is a messenger RNA of Serendipita indica DSM 11827, 1413 nucleotides long. The record is from the annotation of a GenBank genome assembly. Lineage: Eukaryota; Fungi; Basidiomycota; Agaricomycetes; Sebacinales; Serendipitaceae.
AUGUAUGGCCGGAAAUCUCUCAAACGGGAGACUUUACUACCUGAAUAUUCACCUACUCCACCAUUACAACUUGCAGUCUCUGAUAUUCCACGCGCCGCAAGCCCUGUCUCGUCUCCUUCUCAGAACUAUAGUACAUCCCUCUCCAAUAGUGUCUCGAGGAAUAAUCGUAUCCACUUUGGUCGAGGACUGGAGCGAGCAAACACACCAGGAAGGAGCUGGAGCCAGGACACUGACGCGAGCGAUCAUGGCUUACAUUCGCCGCUAUCCCCGACAUCCCAACGUCUCGUCGCGGUAGCAGCUAGCGGUGCGAUGCGGUCCAACUAUAACGCCGUUGCAGGGCCUUCGCGACCCAUUCAACACCAACAGCAGCCAGCCCCGCCAUCGUAUUCAUCCAGCAUCAAGCCUAUGCUCUUAUGGCUAGAUGGCGGUGGGACACGGAUCAUGACCGAACUCGUCUCUCUCGGCGACCUCAUGCACAGGUUGGCUUGGGAUCUCAAGUAUACCAACGAGCGCCCCGAUAAGCUACCGUGGGGACAAUAUUACAUCCCGCCAAAGGACUGUUUUGACUGGGUCGCCAGCUGCGGAUGCGGCGCUAUCGUGGUUUAUGCGAUUGCCGCUGGCAUAGCCGUGCCGCUUGCCCGCGAAAAGCUCGUUGAGAUGGCGCCGGCGCUUCAAGAGGCGGACAUGGACACAAUCGAGCGUAUUCUUGACAGCAUGACACCCCAACCUACAAAGAUGGUCUCCAAGGAUGGUGAACCCCUUCUUGAUGUGUACUGCGAGGUCAAUGUUUGGAUGCCAGCUGCCGAGAGGGUGAUGGAGAACUCGGGAAUAACGGUAAGAAGGGGAGACCCGCUUCUCAAGACCCUCAAGCCACUUGUCCUCCGUGAGAUUCGCAAAGAGCUCGACGGAACUGCCGAACUAUUGGAUUGCAGCGUCCAGUUUCUCUACGACGUCUGCCCUGUAUUCGAAGAGUGCUCCUUUUUCCUUUCUCUCGGAUCUGGCAUCGUCCCCACUGCACCACCAUCACCCCAAGUUCAAAGCUGGUGGGACUGGUUCUGGAGCUUCAACUCGUUUGCCCAAUCCCCUCCUCAAUCUCCGACUCAAGGACGAAAACAAGGUCAACGAGCCGCGUCACCUCUCCCUCCGUGUCUACCCCAGAAACGGAACAACAUCAUCCCACCACGCGCAUACGUACCACCAGAGACAUUUGUCCGGCUGGAUCCGGAUCUGGCAGUGUAUGACCCGGCUACGCAAAAGCUCGAGAGGCCAGAUGACUGGGAUACCAACUUUUCGCGCCUAGUGUCCAUGACUUCAACAUAUCUAUCCAAAGCAGAUACGACGAAGCGGAUAGAGCGCGUGAAUACGAUGCUCAAAUGGAAGGAGAUCCCACCGCCGCCAUUAAUGAAGAAGUAA